Molecule: messenger RNA, 4077 nt
Organism: Hippoglossus stenolepis (Pacific halibut)
Lineage: Eukaryota; Metazoa; Chordata; Actinopteri; Pleuronectiformes; Pleuronectidae
Product: major facilitator superfamily domain-containing protein 12
Exons: 11
Coding region: 925-2406 (493 amino acids)
Biological process (GO): carbohydrate transport
Cellular component (GO): membrane
Molecular function (GO): symporter activity
Source: RefSeq, a predicted model, not a curated record
GACAAUGAGUGAAUUAUCAUUUUUUGGGUGAACUAUUCCUUUACUGAUGAUACAUGGCCCUAAUCCCCUUGCAUAGUAUUUGAGAGUGUCGUCUAACUACAGUUAAUAUUGGGACUCGUUGACACAUUGGGUGGCCUGCUUACACAUGUCUGCAAAUAACUACACUUCCUCCCAGCAUUACUCAUAUGACCAAGUGCCUGAGAGUGAGGAAGUUCACUUCUGGAACACACAGUGUUAUCCUGCUUUAUAAGCUGAAUUCUGCUCUGAUAUAUUUAAUAAUAAUAUUAUUGUGUGACAGAAAGUUAACAUGACAUUUGUUUUUCGAUCCUCUCGACUAGAAGCUUUUAAUUUGUCAUAUAUUUGUUUUAUUGCGAAACAGAAUUUAGUUUGACGUGUCGCCCAUCUCUCUCUCACACACACGAUCUUUGGCUGGUCAUGUGAGGAAGUGGAGCCGGUGAGCCUUCCGCUAUUGGCUGAUAGGAGCAACAAGAGUUGUCAUUGGUCCGUGUCUCUGACUUAUGCUUACAUCAGCACAGAGGUGCCCAUGGUUAUUGUUUACGUGUGUUAAUCUCAGAUGUACUUUACUUGUUUUAAAAGUGGAUUAUUUUCCUAUCGCCCGCUGAUUGUGUGUUAUGAUCGUACUGUGGGGGCGGUGUGAACCACUCUGUGUCCCCGCGGCUCUCAGUGACUUUGACUCUGCUUUCUGUCAUCACCUGAUGGCCACAGGACAAUUACAGUGAUACUGAGGUGGAGGGGACAUGUCUCUGUCCCCCCAGACACAAACCACGAUACGUCCUCUUAGCGCUGUGAAGAAGGGGAAGUGAAACCAGGUUCUUCGCUAUCCAGCUCUCUCCACCUCCUCUGUAAGAGCAAACUAGCACACAGCUCUGUUUUAGCAAAUGAAGAGUGUCCUGUGGUCUGACGAUGCCGGACACGGAGAGGCCCCUGUCUGCUGCCGGAAAGCUCAGCUAUGCGCUGGGACACGUCCUGAACGACCUGUGUGCGUCUAUGUGGUUCACUUACCUGCUGGUCUUCUACCACUCGGUGCUGGGCUUCAGGAACACUAACGCGGGUGUGUUGCUGCUGGUGGGCCAGGUGGCUGAUGCUCUCUCUACACCUCUCAUCGGCUACGAGUCUGACAGAAACCCCGGCUGUGGAAACUACGGCAGGAGGAAGACAUGGCACUUAGUGGGCACAGUGAGUGUGGUGCUGUCCUUUGCCUUCAUCUUCAACCAGUGUCUGGGCUGCAACUCCCUUACCCCUCAGUGGGUCAGCUUGACCUACUUCAUCCCGUUCAUCAUCGUCUUUCAGUUUGGCUGGGCGGCCACACAGAUCUCCCACCUGUCUCUCAUUCCAGAGCUGGUCACCUGUGAGCAUGCUAAAGUAGAGCUCACUGCAUACAGAUACGCAUUCACAGUGAUUGCCAACAUCACAGUGUACGCUGUGGCCUACCUGCUGUUCCACAUGCAAGCCAGUGAGGGUGGCGACCCGCUCAGCGAUGCACUUGGACCAGUAGACAUCCCCAUCUUUAGGAAUUUGGCUCUGAUUGUACUUGGUAUCGGUGCACUCUUCUCCAUCUUCUUCCACCUGGGAACCAAAGAGUCAAGGCACAGAGCCGAAGGGGAGGCGCGAGGAGAGGAUGUGAGGAAGAGGAUGGAGAAGGAAGAGGAGGAAAGUGAGCGCAGCCCCUUGCUUCCUCACUCCCAGACCUCCUCAUCGCUGCUUCAGUGGAAGUGUUGGCUGCAGCAGCCUUCUUUCUACCAGGUGGCCUUACUCUACAUGUCUACCAGGUUAAUAGUGAAUCUGUCUCAGACCUACAUCUCAAUGUAUCUUAUUAACACUCUGGGGCUGCAUAAGAAGUUCAUAGCGACGAUCCCAUUAGUCAUGUACAUGAGUGGCUUCCUGUCCUCCUUCAUUAUGAAGCCUCUCACUAAAUUGAUUGGAAAAUGUCUCACCUAUUUUGUGGGCCUGCUGCUGAUCAUGGCCUUCUCCUACUGGGUGCUGCUGGAGGACAGGAUGGGUCAGCAGGUGUACGGGGCAGCUGUGCUGCUGGGCGCAGGCUCAGCCACCAUCCUGGUCAUAUCGCUUGCCAUGACUGCUGAGCUCAUUUCCGAUCAGACUCAAAGUGGAGCAUUUGUUUAUGGAGCCAUGAGUUUCACUGAUAAGUUGGCUAAUGGAGUGGCAGUGAUGAUCAUUCAGGCACUACAUCCUUGCCACACUGUGGUGUGUUGUCCGGCCUGUGUCUGGUUCUAUCAUUACAUCAUGGUCAUUGUAACAGGAGGCGUUGCUGUCGUCGCAGCUUUGGCUCUCUGCUCCAUCCUCAUCUGGCCAAUAAGCAUCAGACCACGUGGUUUGCCUGUCAUCUCAGAUGAUGUCAUCACUGAAUAUGCAGCCAGUGUCAACUAAUACCACUGAAACUGACUCAUCUCAGUGCAACUGAAAGGUGCAAACUCUGGACAGAUUCAUGUUAGUUUGCUCGGUAACUUCCUGAGUAGCUGCUCUACUUCAUAUCGUAGAAGAUUUUAAGCUUUGGGGCUGAGCAAGAAAACAGGCAGAAUCUUCAACCUUUCAGUAACGGACCAUUCCAACAAUGUACAAACUUUUCCCAAAAACUAUAUUGACCCAUCCCAGACUGUUUUUUUUACAAAAAUCUGGAGAAUAUAGGUUCAUUUCAUUGAAGUAAAGGUAUGAGUGCCUGCUUAAUACUUUACUAUAUUGUAAUAAUGUUUGUCUUUACGUUACUGAAUGUAGAGACACAGUCACACUUUAAGGGAUAGUUCACCCCGAAAUGAAAAUUCACGCAUUAUCCACUAUGCUCAUGGAGGGGUGGGUGAAGUGUUUGAGUCCACAAUACACUUCUGGAGUCUCAGGGGUAAACAGUGUUAGACAUACUGCUCGUGUGGUGUCAUCCAAGUGUCCGCAAGCCACGACAUUCAUAUUCGACUCUAAAUGAGGUAAUUUACAUCCAGAUGAAAGUUAUAUAAUAAAUAUAUAACUUUGGAAAAUUGUGAAAAAACUGUCUCCAGAGGUAAGACUGGGAACACUCACAAAACCUUCUUGGCAAAACCUUUUUCACGAGUGUAGAAGCAGCUCACCUCAACUGGACCACUACCCAGACAAUGGGAUCUGUGAUCCUGAUCACCUGUUCAUUUGAUGAGGGACGUCAGCCAAACAAAAGGGAACUGGAAACAGUGUGUGAAGUAGAAGAAGACCAUUUAAAAUCCUGUCGUCUUGUCAGGUAUGGUGAUGUAACAGAAAACGCUUUAUUGCUUCAAUAACAGGUUGUUGCACUACAUCUUCCCCCAUAGAUAAACCACUACGUUUACAGACUGUCAGUGGUCACAUGGAGAGUCACCCUGAACUCCACCGACUGGCAUGAUGAAUGCACAGAUGACACUUAAAAAACAAAUGAAUCUUAAACUUUGAAGGUGACUUUGGGAGCAAACACAGGCAGGGAAAUUGAGCUUUUCUCUGCUGACUAAGAGACUCUCACUUCACUGGCUGUUGAGUCACUUAGCUUCAUGCACUUGGUUUUUUGGACACGUGCCUUAAUACCAGUAGAGAAUUGUUCACUAGAGCGCUCCAGUUUUAAGAGAUGCUGACGUUCAUUUCAAGCUGUUCUGCUGCACGGAAGAAUUGAGGCAUGCUGGGAUAUCUUGGGAUUUUUGUGGGUCAUCUUAUUUAAGUUUUUUGUGGUAAUGUUUCUGUUUUAAUAAAUUUUACUUUGUUUUACCUCUUUAUAAUCAUACCAAAUGUAAGAUGACUAAAAUUACUUUUAUAAUCAAAAGACACACGAACAACAGAAUGGCAUUUGCUAUAACCAGACUUUAAAGGGAUCAAUAGUGUGAUUUGUGAAUUUAUAUAAUAUAUAAUUAUGAAUAUAAGGGAAUCAUGCAGGUAAAUGAUCAGAUCAGGUCCUGAUGUUUGACUGGUCGCUGUGUGAAAGCGUCCGUCUGAAGUCAUGUUCUGACAAAGCUUCUCAUCAUUUUUCAUAUAAUUUACAAUGACUUUGUUUGUUUGCCUUUUUUGUGUCUUUGCUGCUCUGAUGACAUCUUUCAUAAAGGGACAUUAAAUAUG